Molecule: messenger RNA, 567 nt
Organism: Trypanosoma theileri
Lineage: Eukaryota; Euglenozoa; Kinetoplastea; Trypanosomatida; Trypanosomatidae
Exons: 1
Coding region: 1-567 (188 amino acids)
Source: RefSeq, a predicted model, not a curated record
AUGGACGAUAAUGAGGGGAAAUUGGCAGCCACAGUAGACCCUGCGACUCUAGCAGAAAAAAGUGAAAAGAGCGUUGUCACCACAAAGUUGCGUGACUUGCGCGAAAUAGAGAGGGAAGAAAAUGAAAAGAUUCGAAAACUUCUUUAUACAACCCCUCUUGAUGAUGAUGAUAUUGCUGUGGAAGAAGAAAUGAACACACAAGACACUGUUCGCCUUUCAAGAGAAGCACGACAAGAGUUUAAUAAGGCCACAAUGCGUCCUAUAAAGGAAAAAAUGUUAGAGCUUCGCGGUUUUAUGAGAUUAUUAGAUCAACCUCAGCACAAACGUGUUGUAGCCAUAUUUUUUUUUACAACCAUUGCAAUGUUUACAAUUCCUAUACUUGUUCUGCUAAUUGGUAUGCAUGUAAUAGCCCCUCUUCUUGAGGUGGAUGCGGGUGUGUGUGGCGGCUUUAUGGCGCUUGGAUCGACUGUUAUUAUUAUGGGAUCAUAUGUUACUUAUGCCUUAUUGGAACCUUUCUCAGAUACAGUGGAAAAAGAAGACUAUGAGAAAGAAAAAAAGAACAAGUAA